Dacryopinax primogenitus is the source of this 1242-nucleotide messenger RNA. RefSeq names its product WD40 repeat-like protein. Gene Ontology annotation, cellular component: Set1C/COMPASS complex. Lineage: Eukaryota; Fungi; Basidiomycota; Dacrymycetes; Dacrymycetales; Dacrymycetaceae. The record is from RefSeq and is a predicted model, not a curated record. The transcript has 4 exons. The coding region runs from base 1 to 1242 and encodes 413 amino acids. Gene Ontology annotation, molecular function: chromatin binding; protein binding.
AUGACCACCUACAUGUAUGGAAAGCCCUCACCGUCCAAGGAUAACAGGAACCAGCGUGGUCCACCAGGUACAUCAAUGCCCAUCACUCCAGCAACUAUAGCACGACUUCGCCCCGCCCGCGUAUUCCAAAAAGCUGUCGAUCCUGCGCCUCCUUCUGACCCUUCAGCACCACAUACCAUUACCUCGCUCUCGUUUGACAACACCGGGGAGUUCCUCGUCACCGCAGGGGAGGACGAAGCUUUCAGACUGUACAACUGCCGGCAGGGGAAACUUGUCAAGCCGUUCUGGAGCAAGAAGUAUGGUGUCGACCUCGCCACUUUCACACAUAAGAGCACGACGAUUCUGCAUGCGAGUACGAAGGAGGAUAAUACAGUGAGGUAUCAUAGUUUACACGAUAACCGAUAUUUGCAGUACUUUAAGGGCCAUCAACGACGGGUAAUAUGUAUCCAAAUGUCUCCGGUGGACGACACCUUCCUCACCUCCUCGUUGGACAAGACCGUCCGUCUCUGGGAUCUUCGCAGUCCCACCUGCCGCGGACUCCUAAACCUCCCCCGCGCCCCAGUAGUAGCGUACGACAACACCGGUGUCGUCUUCGCCGUCGCACUCUCCUCUCCACCCAGAAUAGCGCUCUACGACGCCUCUGCAUGGGAUACGGAACCAUUCCUCUCCGUGGAGCUGAACGAUACCCAGCUGGCGCAACGUGCCUUCCCGCCCCGGGUACCCGUCGUCACCUCCCUCCAGUUCUCCUCAAAUGGCAAAUGGCUACUCGUAGGCACCGCAGGCGAGGUACACUAUGUGCUUGACUCCUUCAACGGCGACCUCCUUGCUAGAUUGGAAGGACAUCAAGGGUUAGAGAGGGGCAAGCACCCUGGCGCAGCAGCGGACAUCGUCCCCCGACGCGGGAUCUCCGGGCAAGAAGUAACUUUCACACCCGAUAGCAAGUUCGUCAUCUCCGGUUCUCACACGGGCCGGUGGCACGCCUGGGACCUGUUGAAUAAGGAGGAGACGAUGUCUGGCGCACUGGUGGGGAAGGAGCAGGAAGUGAGAACUGUGUUGCCGAGUUUUGGACUGGAGGGGCAUUCGGCACCCGUGAGGUGUGUGAGGUGGAACCCGAGGUUUGCGAUGAUGGCUACUGCGGGAGAGGAACUGGCGUUCUGGCUCCCGGAGAGAAAAUUUGAGCCACCCAGGAGGGAGGAGAGGGAGAGGAGACCAAGUGGGGAUGUCAGGAUGGACGGACGAUGA